Sarcophilus harrisii (Tasmanian devil) is the source of this 1248-nucleotide messenger RNA. RefSeq names its product speedy protein E4A. The coding region runs from base 531 to 1103 and encodes 190 amino acids. Lineage: Eukaryota; Metazoa; Chordata; Mammalia; Dasyuromorphia; Dasyuridae. Gene Ontology annotation, molecular function: protein kinase binding. The record is from RefSeq and is a predicted model, not a curated record. The transcript is spliced from 7 exons. Gene Ontology annotation, biological process: positive regulation of cyclin-dependent protein serine/threonine kinase activity.
AGUCUUGGUUUACCUUUUCUCCCGGACCUCCGAGCUGGCAUCUGGAACCUCGGAGCCCAUUGACUCGAACGUCUUCCUUCUGUAGAAAGAAAAACUGGGACGUCAGAACGCAGCAGGAAGAGGUCUCCUGCCCAGGAGAACUUACACUUUGCAAACUAUUCCUCACUCUGAAAGUGAUUAAUUAAACCGCUACUUGAUCUCUAAAACCUGUCUGUAGGCCUGCUUUGUGCAGCUCCAGCUGGUCCCAGUUUAGAGACCAAGUAAAUACGGUAUGUAUCGGUGGCAGCAGUUUUAAGGGGUGGACAUAGAAGUGAAGCCUUGAACUCUAGUAGGUGAGGGAAGGGACGAGGUGCCGCUGGACCUUUCCCCCCGAGUUCCAACACUUCGCAUCUGGCAAAUUCAGCGUUCCAAUUCUCUGCUCUACCUACCAUCAGGCUCGGCCUUUGAUCAAGCCCGCCUUUUCCUGUGAGGAACAUCCCAGGGAAAAACAAUCAGCUCUCUCCAUCAGACACUUCACCAGGACCAGAGAGAUGACUGCUGGUCCAAGGACUUCAGGUGAAGACAGCAGAGAGGCUACUGAGGAGCACGGUCAUGGUCAUGGAAGCGAAACAACAGGGAGGCGGGAGCGGAAGAGGAGGAGAUAUGAAUGGACCGUCACUGAAGUCAAGGAUACUGGAAUUAAGAUGAAGAGAAGAAGAGUGGCUCCCUUCAACUCCAGGGACCUUGUAGUUCUCUACCAGCUGCUGAAAAAUCCAAUCAUCAAGAAAUUUUUGAAGACCGAUGUGAAAUACUUGACCAACCCUAAGACUCUCUUGUCUCUGGUAGUGGACUAUUUUGGCCUUCUGGGGUUUCGUGACCAGCCUUACAGCAGCGUACAUUUCUGCAUGGCCCUCUACUCUGCAUGUCAGCUGGACAAGGUCGACCAAUCCUUCAAAUGGUACAUGCUGUCUGUCAUUCUUGGAAGCAACUGGCCCAAAAGAUCCUCCAAAAAGAAAUGGCCUAUGCAGAUUGAGAUUCUUAUGGUCAUCGUCUGGAAAGCCUGGGUGAAACAGGUCGUCUCUAACGAGGUCAACGUUCAGAACAGCGGGGAGGACCUGGGCUAAAGCGUUCCCAAUAUGCUUCUGUAGUUUGCCCUGCUGGUCAGAAAGUCUUAUGUUCAUACUACAUGUAUUGCUGUUGUCUGAGGGCUAAUACACAUUGCCAGCCCAUAAAAAGUGUUUUAUCACUUAAUAAAAGUUGUUGAACCAA